GAAAUGUGCCGGCGGAAAUAAAAGAGAGGGUAUUGAAUAAAAAUUCUAACACACCCACCCUUCCCAAGUUCCAAAGGCCACAGGACGACUCAGAGAGGAAGCGAGCGAGCGCGAGAGAUGUGCACGCUAGAGAAGCGCGGUCGGGUGUACCUCCUCACCCUGACCGGCGACGGCGAGCACCGGCUAAACCCUACUCUCCUCGACGCCAUCCGCUCCACCCUUGCCCGGAUCCGCUCCGACUCCGCCCGCACCGGUGGCGGAUUGGCCCUCGUCACGACAGCCGAGGGCAAGUACUUCUCCAACGGAUUCGACCUUGCCUGGGCCAAAUCCUCUCCGGCCGACAGGCCCAGGAUCAUGACCUCCGCCUUGCAGCACGUCAUUGCGGAUCUGAUGACGCUCCCCAUGCCGACGAUCGCCGCCGUGACCGGCCACGCCUCUGCUGCUGGCUUCGCCCUGGUGCUGAGCCACGACUACGUGGUGAUGAGGGGGGACCGGGGGUUCCUGUACAUGAGCGAGCUCGACAUCGAGAUCCGGUUGGUGGAUUAUAUUAUGGCUGUGUUUCGGUCCAAGAUCGCAGAUCCGAGGGUCCGGCGGGACGUGCUGCUGCGGGCGCCCAAGAUCACGGCGGCGGAGGCGGCACGGAGGGGGAUCAUCGAGCGGGUGGUCGGCGGAGCGGCGGAGGCAGUGGAGACGGCGGUGCGAAUGGGGGAGGAGCUGGCGGGAAAGAAUUGGAACGGGGAGGUGUAUGCGUCCAUCCGGAAGGCGGCGUUCCCGGAUCUGUGCGGGGCGCUGGAAUUGGCCGAGGAGGGCGACGAGGACACGAAAAUGUUGGCCUCAAAGCUUUGAAUUGAAUCCCUUGAUUACGAGAAAGGUAAAUUGUACCCUUCACGAUUAGAUUAAAAUAUUAAGCAUUAAGCAUAUCAUAAUACGGUUUCGACGCUUCUCUAAGUAAUAACUAUCUUGAUGACUUGAGAUGUAGGUGACAACUUUUGUCCCUUUUUUUU
Elaeis guineensis (African oil palm) is the source of this 1004-nucleotide messenger RNA. Its product is annotated as enoyl-CoA delta isomerase 1, peroxisomal. Gene Ontology annotation, biological process: fatty acid beta-oxidation. NCBI's taxonomy places the organism in Eukaryota, Viridiplantae, Streptophyta, Magnoliopsida, Arecales, Arecaceae. Gene Ontology annotation, cellular component: peroxisome. Gene Ontology annotation, molecular function: delta(3)-delta(2)-enoyl-CoA isomerase activity. The record is from RefSeq and is a predicted model, not a curated record.